This is a messenger RNA of Arabidopsis arenosa, 994 nucleotides long. The record is from the annotation of a GenBank genome assembly. Lineage: Eukaryota; Viridiplantae; Streptophyta; Magnoliopsida; Brassicales; Brassicaceae.
CUCAAGAAAGAAAAAAAAAAUGCCUUCUUUUGCUUUUGGAUCUCAUCACCAUUUGGCGAAUCCUAGAGACUCGCCGUACUCCGUCGAAAUUAGCGUCGACGGUGACUCCUCCGACUUGGAUUCUUUGUCUGAGGUCGAUUUAGAGUCCGGCGGUGUACCGGCGCCGGAGAAAAAGCUACAUUCCGGUGGUAAGAAGAGGAGAACAAGGAGGAGAAAGAGGAGGAAGAAGAAGAAGAAAGGUGGAAGAGAUUGCAGGAUCUGUCAUCUUCCUUUAGAGACUAACAAAGAAGCUGGAGAGGAAGAAGAAGAAGAAGAUGAUGAUUCUGAUUCUGAUGAAGAUGAAGAAGAUGAAGAAGAAGAAGAGUAUUAUGGUGUGCCUUUGCAAUUAGGUUGCUCUUGUAAAGGUGAUUUGGGUGUAGCUCAUAGUAAGUGUGCUGAGACUUGGUUCAAGAUCAAAGGAAACAUGACAUGUGAGAUAUGUGGCGCAAUGGCUCUAAACGUGGCUGGUGAACAAUCAAAUCCGGAGAGCACUGCCUCUACCCAUUCACAAGCAGCUGCGGGACAAUCUCAAACUCAGACAGAGCCACGGGGAAUCUGGCAUGGUCGCCCUGUUAUGAACUUCUUACUUGCCGCUAUGGUCUUCGCCUUCGUUGUUUCUUGGCUUUUUCACUUCAAAGUCCUCAAGUGAAACGUUUUCCAUCUCUCUCUAUUUCGCCCACCCGCACGCGCUCACUCUUCUCCUGUUCUUGAGCCGCUUGCAAUCGCUGAAUCAAUCCCUCCUGUUGCUUGAUUAUUCACACGUUUUGUAGCUGUAAAAACUUGGUAGUGUUUAGAUUGUUCAUUGUUGUGACUUGUGAGAUUUACAUCUUGUAUAAUAUUAUCCUCUGCUCCGGCUUGGUGAAACUUCUGUAUGGUCAGGAGGGUCUUAGCUCUUUUGGUUUCAGACACAAACAUCUUUGGCUUUAAAAACUGGUAAUAGAUAAAUACUGGACAA